Messenger RNA from Gavialis gangeticus (Gharial), 3061 nucleotides. It is a transcript of the gene TRAF2, whose product is annotated as TNF receptor associated factor 2. Gene Ontology annotation, molecular function: ubiquitin protein ligase binding; tumor necrosis factor receptor binding; ubiquitin-protein transferase activity. Gene Ontology annotation, biological process: protein K63-linked ubiquitination; tumor necrosis factor-mediated signaling pathway; protein autoubiquitination. The record is from RefSeq and is a predicted model, not a curated record. The coding region runs from base 149 to 1810 and encodes 553 amino acids. The transcript has 11 exons. NCBI's taxonomy places the organism in Eukaryota, Metazoa, Chordata, Crocodylia, Gavialidae. Gene Ontology annotation, cellular component: cytoplasmic side of plasma membrane; plasma membrane signaling receptor complex; cytosol.
CCCCGGGCUGUGGCUGCCGGGCUGAGCGUGGCUGGCACAGUAGGGUUUUGACCAGAUUUCCUUCAAUCCACCACAUCUCUCUCUGUUGUUUGCUAGCCUCCUUGGUGUCUCGUUUCUUUGGUCGCUGCUUCUGUUUUAUACUGUGGAGAUGUCUAGUACAGGUGCUGUUUUGGUAAUGCUUCAUCCAGCGCAGGAUUUCGAGGCACACCUUGGGUUUUUGGUUCACAUGGCAGCAGUAAACUUGACUCCACCUGGUUCUUUGGAUUUAAACCAACCUGGUUUUUCAAAGGAGAUACUAGGGACUAAAUUGGAGGGCAAAUACCUCUGCUCAGAGUGCAAGAAUAUUCUGAGAAGGCCAUUUCAAGCUCAGUGUGGACACCGCUAUUGUUCUUACUGCCUGAAGAAAAUUAUCAGCUCGGGACCUCAGAAGUGUGCAGCCUGUAUUCAGGAAGGAAUCUAUGAAGAAGGAGUUUCCACUUUAGAAAUAAACUCAGCUUUUCCAGAUAAUGCAGCUCGUCGAGAGGUGGAAAGUUUGCCGGCUGUCUGUAUUAAUGAUGGCUGCACGUGGAAGGGGACUAUUAAAGAAUAUGAGAGCUGCCAUGAAGGGAACUGCCCGUUCAUGCUGAUUAUGUGCCAGGCAUGUAAGGGAAUGAUCAAACUGAAUGACAAGGAGCGCCAUUCUGAACGGGAGUGCCCUGAGAGAAGCCUCAACUGCAAAUACUGCAAAUUGCUUUUCUACUUUCCUGACAUUAAGGCUCAUGAUGAGAUCUGCCCUAAAUUUCCACUGACUUGUGAGGGCUGCGGGAAAAAGAAGAUUCCAAGAGAAAAGUUUCAGGACCAUGUGAAGACUUGUGGCAAAUGUAAAGUGCCUUGCAGAUUUCAGGUUGUUGGAUGCGCUGACAUGGUGGAAAAUGAGAAGCUGCUGGAUCAUGAAGGCAAAUGUCUGGCAGAGCAUCUAUACAUGCUGCUGAGUUUUGUGCUCAGCCUCAAGGCUGGCUCUGCAGACUUGAAGCACCUUCCUGCCCUUUUGCCAUCUCAGGGCAACUCCAUGCUACUGACAGGCAACUCCCUGUGCUCGGAGUCAGAGCUCUCCAAAUCCCUGGAAUUGCUAGCAAGGUGUGAAUCCCUUGAGAGGAAAACAGUGACCUUUGAGAACAUUGUGUGUGUGCUGAACCGGGAAGUGGAGAGGGUCUCUCUGACGGCUGAAGCCUACAGUCGCCAGCACCGGCUGGACCAGGAGAAGAUUGAAACGCUCAGUAACAAGGUCCGGCAACUGGAAAGGAGCAUUGGACUGAAGGAUCUGGCCUUGGCUGAUAUGGAGCAGAAGAUUCGUGACAUGGAAGCGUCAACUUAUGAUGGUGUUUUCAUCUGGAAGAUUACGGACUUUGCCAGGAAGCGUCAGGAAGCAAUAACAGGCCGCGUGCCUGCCAUCUUCUCCCCAGCUUUCUACACAAGCAAGUAUGGCUAUAAGAUGUGUUUGCGUGUUUACCUUAAUGGCGAUGGCACUGGCCGUGGGACUCACCUGUCUCUGUUCUUUGUGGUGAUGAAAGGACCCAAUGACGCACUCCUACGGUGGCCCUUCAACCAGAAGGUGACUCUAAUGCUGUUGGAUCAGAACAACAGGGAGCACAUUAUCGAUGCUUUCCGACCUGAUGUUACAUCCUCAUCCUUUCAGCGACCUGUCAGCGAAAUGAACAUUGCCAGCGGCUGCCCGCUAUUCUGUCCUGUCUCCAAGAUGGAAGCCAAGAAUUCCUACGUACGUGACGACGCCAUCUUUAUUAAAGCCAUUGUAGAUCUCACAGGCCUCUGAAACCUCCUUCCCUCCAGGAGCAGUGAAUGCAGAGCUGGCCCCAACUGGGGCUCAGCCUCCCUGUUCUAUACUUCCAGCCUUAGGGCAGGGGGCAAGGGAUACAAGAGGAAAAGCCUCAUCCCCCAGAGGACCUGCUCCACUGAGUGGAAACAAGGUGUGUGAUGCGAACCCUUCCUUGGUGUCAGAAAGCCAGCUGCUGUAGUGCAGAUCUUUCCUGAGAAGAGGUUCAGGUUGGCAUCUGUUAUCUCCGGGGAACUGGAAGAUUCCCUUGCAGGACUCAACUCUUCAGCUCUAUCUGUACUCAGUUGAUACACAACUUUGGUAUCCUGUGGUCUUCAGCCCACCCAGGGCCACCACCUUGCGUGGCUGUUCAGCAAGAUCUUCCUUCAAGUGUUGUAGGAGAUCUCCACAUCCAAAGAAGUUGGUUUCGCUCUGGUGUUUUGCUUAAAGGGUUGUAUAGUUCUGUGCUGCUGGCUGAUUUGCUCAUCCACAUGAAGGUGCUGAGGGAAGACUGAUGACAUCUGCAGCAGGUGGAGGUGUGGGCAUGUGAGCGCCCAGUGACAGGUGGGUUCUGGCUGAUGGAAGGGACUUGCUAACCAGUGUAACCUAGUCUCCCUGGGUCCUUGUGCCAUGUGUUGCUGCAGAGACUCACUGAAUAGUUUUAUUUUGGGGUAGAAGGGAGAAGAAGCUGGCCUCCACUUCUGUUUCACAGAAGAACCCAGCCUGGACUUGAUCAGUAUUGAUUUGAGAGAGGAAAGCAGUGCCAGCUGCUGCCCACCUUGUGCAGAGCACAGGGGAAGCAUCAGCAUGUGACAAACUUCCUCAGGAAGUCUUUCUCAGGAGCUCUAGAGAACCUGCCCAGUUUGGGCUCUGGAGGCCCUUGAUGUUUUAUUUUUCCUGACUUCCUGUAGAUCCUGGAUUAGCCCAGCAGGUGCUCUGGGUAUCCAGGGUGCUGCUCUAUAAUGAGGGGUAAUUGUUCAUUGUGAAAGAGCUGGGUUUACUGAGUCACCAGCGAAGUGGUGUCAGGGCCUCUGGGAUUGGUUGGAAGUAAGGAUCAGUGUGGGCUUGUUAGCCAGUCCUUACUGAUCUCAUACUCGGUCUUAGCCUGCGUGGUAGUUGGAAGGUGUGGUUUCAGUACAUGUAACUGGGUACAUCCAGCUUCUAGGUUUCCUAGUGGUGUAGUUGGAGCACUACAGCCUUCAGCAUGGGCUGGACAAGCCUGCCCAGAAUCCUGGGUAUUUCCCAGCCACC